Messenger RNA from Monomorium pharaonis (pharaoh ant), 4884 nucleotides. RefSeq names its product membrane-associated protein Hem (gene Hem). The transcript is spliced from 2 exons. Gene Ontology annotation, cellular component: SCAR complex. Gene Ontology annotation, biological process: cortical actin cytoskeleton organization; cell morphogenesis; cell migration. The coding region runs from base 308 to 3676 and encodes 1122 amino acids. The record is from RefSeq and is a predicted model, not a curated record. NCBI's taxonomy places the organism in Eukaryota, Metazoa, Arthropoda, Insecta, Hymenoptera, Formicidae.
GCCGAUAGCGCCAACUGCACGCGGUAUGCGCUGUGUCUCGGAGCACAGCACGGGUGCCAUACAAAAAGGGAGAGAGAAAGAGAGGAGCUGUGCCUCGGCCUGUUGUAUUACGAUUGCGAUUCGCGUGCAACAUGUAAUCGCGACGGCAAGGUAAUCAGAGGAAACACUCGGCACAUCCGGUGGGAUAAAUUACCUGCUUCCAGGGGUGGGGUCCGAGGGAUCGCUGUCACUCGCAUUUAAUCAACAACACAGUUGACAGGUGAUGUCGAUCGCGUGAGAGGAUCACGAUCGAGCAAACGCCGCGGCCAUGGCCCGACCCAUCGUGCCGAGCCAGCAGAAGCUGGCCGAGAAGCUGAUCAUCCUGAACGACAGGGGUACAGGUAUGCUGACACGAAUCUACAAUAUCAAAAAGGCAUGCGGCGACGCCAAAUCGAAGCCCGCCUUCCUCUCCGACAAGGCGCUGGAGGGCUCCAUCAAGACGAUCGUCAGGAAGUUUCCCAACAUCGACAUAAAGGGUCUGCAGACCAUCAUGAAUAUACGUAAUGAAAUUAUUAAGUCUCUGUCAUUGUACUACUACACGUUUGUCGACCUGUUGGAUUUCAAGGACAACGUGUGCGAGCUUCUGACUACUAUGGAUGCGUGCGGCGUCCACAUGGAUAUCACAAUCAAUUUCGACUUGACCAAAGGAUACUUGGAUCUCGUGAUCACGUAUGUCAGCCUGAUGAUUCUCUUGUCACGAGUCGAGGAUCGCAAGGCGGUGCUGGGACUCUUCAACGCGGCUCACGAGAUGGUGCACAGUCAAUCAGAUCCUAGCUUCCCUCGUUUAGGUCAGAUGAUCAUGGAUUACGAUGCUCCAUUGAAAAAACUUUCCGAAGAAUUUGUGCCACACUCCAAAUUGCUGAAGAACGCCCUGACUUCAUUGUGGCCUGUGUAUCCUGGUAGAAACUUGUCCGCCGACACGUGGAGGGCCGAUCAAAAGCUGAGUCUCGUUGGCAGUCCUGGCCAGAUACUAAAAGCAGCGGCGACGGAUACAAUGUCCUGCGAAACGUUGAGUCUGGAUAGAAUCGAAAGAUGGGUGAUACUUGGAUUUACACUCUGCCACACGUUCUUGAGUCAAGAGCAGCCAAGCAAACUGUGGAUCACUGCUCUUGAAUCUGGUUGGGUAUUGGCGUUGUUUAGAGACGAGGUAAUCUACAUACACCAGUAUAUUCAAACCUUCUUUGAGAGUAUGAAAGGCUAUGGCAAGAGAGUGUCGGAGGUAAAGGAAUGUUACAAUCAGGCAGUACAAAAGGCUGGUUACAGGCACAGGGAGAGAAGAAAAUUCUUGAGGACUGCACUGAAAGAAUUAGGUUUAAUUUUGACAGAUCAGCCUGGUCUUCUCGGACCGAAGGCGCUACUAGUGUUGAUGGGCCUUUCCCAUGCGAGAGACGAGGUACUAUGGCUGCUGAGGCAUGGAGACAAUCCGCCUACUCAAGGUAAAAGCAAGGGACGAGGUGGCGAGGAUCUGGUGGACCGUCAGCUGCCGGAAUUGCUCUUCCAUUGCGAGGAAUUGCGAGCACUAGUAAAGAAAUAUUCUCAAGUGCUUCAAAGGUAUUACGUCCAGUUUCUUGCGGGAUUUGACGCCCCUGCUCUACACCAGAUGAUACAGAAUCUCCCAGUCUGCCCAGAGGACGAGGGAGCUAUUCUUAGUGAUAUGUGUUCAACUAUAGCUAGUCUGACCGUGAAGCAGGUCGAGGAUAAUGAAUUGUUUGAUUUCCGUGCCUUCCGACUGGAUUGGUAUAGGCUGCAGGCCUACAUGUCUAUCGCGAAAUGCAAUAUGAAUCUGGCUGAUAAUAGAGAAUUAGCCUCCUUCAUGGACACAGUAAUCUUCCACGCGAAAAUGGUGGACAAUUUGGAUGAGAUGUUGGUCGAAACGUCUGACUUGUCCAUUUUCUGCUUCUAUAGCAAGAUAUUCGAGGAUCAGUUUCACAUGUGUCUCGAGUUUCCUGCUCAGAAUCGAUACAUCGUCGCCUUCCCGCUCAUAUGCAGCCACUUCCAGAGUUGCACUCACGAGCUCUGUCCGGAGGAGCGUCAUCACAUUCGCGAAAGAAGCCUGUCCGUCGUCAACAUGUUUCUGGAUGAGAUGGCUAAAGAAGCUAAGAACAUUAUCACGACUAUUUGCGACGAGCAAUGUAACAUGGGCGACAAACUAUUACCGAAACAUUGCGCUCUGUUAAUUUCACAAGUUGUUAAUCGGAAGAAAAAAGAUAAGAAUAAGAAGAAUAUGUACGAGAUUCAUAAGCCUGGUAUAGAGAGCUACCGGAAGACCCGGGAGGAGUUAACAACGAUGGACAAGUUGCACAUGGCUCUCACUGAGCUAUGCUAUGCUAUUAAUUAUUGUCCCACUAUUAAUGUCUGGGAGUACACGUUCGCGCCGAGAGAGUAUCUGCAUCAACAUCUAGAGUCGCGAUUCGCUAGGGCGCUAGUAGGAAUGGUCAUGUACAAUCCGGAUACCAGUGAGAUAGCUAAACCGUCAGAGCUCUUUGUCAGCGUCAGAUCUUACAUGAACGUCCUUCAGACCAUCGAAAAUUACGUGCAUAUAGAUAUCACACGCGUCUUUAAUAACGCCUUAUUGCAACAAACGCAGGAACUGGAUAGUCACGGUGAUAAGACUAUAGCCGCACUGUACACGCAAUGGUAUUCGGACGUUCUGCUGAGGCGAGUUAGCGCCGGUAAUAUUUGUUAUUCGGCGAAUCAGCGGGCAUUCGUUAGCUUGUCGGUCGAAGGUGCCAUACCUUUCAAUGCCGAAGAAUUCUCCGAUAUUAACGAGCUAAGGUCAUUGGCGGAAUUAAUAGGACCGUAUGGUAUGAAGAUGUUGAACGAAAAUCUGAUGUGGCACAUCGCCAGCCAGGUGCAACAGUUGAAAAAACUGGUGGCUGGCAACAAGGACGUGUUGAUCGCUCUGAGAACGAAUUUCGACAAGCCGGAGGUGAUGAAGGAGCAGUUCAAGAAGUUGCAACAUGUGGACAACGUUCUUCAACGAGUUACUAUAAUAGGCGUAAUUCUCAGCUUCCGACAAUUGUCACAGUCGGCACUGGUCGACGUGCUAGAGGAACGUAUACCGUUUUUGCUGAGCUCUAUAUUGGACUUCAGACAUCAUUUGCCAUCCGGCGAUCCUAUGCGAGUCGUUUCCGAAAUGACGUCGGCUGCAGGUUUGACCUGCAAGGUCGAUCCCACUUUGACAACCGCACUACGAAAUCAAAAAGCUGAGGUCGACGAGGACGAGCACCUGCUCGUUUGCCUGCUGAUGGUCUUCGUGGCGGUCUCCAUUCCGAAAUUGGCUCGGAACGAUAACUCCUUUUACAGAGCGUCGCUCGAGGGCCACUCCAACAACAUACAUUGCAUGGCAACGGCAAUAAACAAUAUAUUCGGAGCGUUAUUCACGAUUUGCGGACAGAACGAUAUAGAAGAUAGGAUGAAGGAAUUUCUCGCUCUGGCCUCGUCAAGCUUGUUAAGAUUAGGCCAAGAAGUGGACAAGGAGACAACUCGAAACAGAGAAUCCGUGUAUCUUCUGCUCGAUCAGAUAGUUCAAGAAUCGCCAUUCCUGACGAUGGACUUACUGGAAAGUUGUUUCCCGUACGCACUGAUACGCAAUGCAUAUCACGAUGUGUAUAAGCUCGAGCAUUCGCAGCCGUAAAUUUAAGGACAAAAUUGCGAGUGAGAACAGGGUGCUGCAUUUAUAACUUGCCACUCAGGGCCACUUUUUUACGUCUACUUGUAACAUCGGGGGCAAUCAUGACUUUGCUUUAUAUGUCGCUUGUCCGUGCGAUAACUUUCCGGAUGGGAUUAGUUUUCGGUUAGUAUCGCUCUGUGUAUGUAUGCGCGUGCGCAUGUGCGUGUGUGUGUGAAAAAGUACAAGCAAAAUAUGAGCAAAAAUAUGAAAGAGUGGUAAAUGCAUACGAUUGUUCAAAAGGUUGGUAAAGUUAUCGAAAAGUUAUUUCUCGAUAUUUCAACAGUACAAGUUUGUGGCAUUGCAUAAUGCAUUUUAGCCAUUUCCUUACGUUGCUUGUGGCAAAAAACGCGCAUCACGUAUUGAAAUCUGUUUAUUGUGAAAUAGAUAUCGCAUAAUUCUAUUUUGCCUUUGUAAAAAUCUUUAUUCCUUAUCAAGGAAAAUUAUAAUUGACGGGCAAUUGGUCUCGCGAAUUUUCACAACUCAAAGUGAUAUAUAAUAUGCAUUUUUUGUAAUGUACAGUAUUCUCUCAAUUACAUUUGACAUCCGACUCGAAAUAUUCGUUACUAACAUAAUUGCAUAUCUUGAAUUCCAAUCGAGUAUUAUAUCUUAUGUCAAAGAAUUUUUCUAUUGCACAGGGAUGCAUGAUGUAAGACUCCCAUGACUUCAAGCUAACGAUUGCGAUAUUCAUGUAUCACACAGUAGGUCGUCAUUUACCCACUAUGACUUUUUAAUGUACAAUUAUAACUCUUUUACAAUAGUUUAUAUAACAAAUAAAAUUAUGUGUACAAAAUGACAUAAUCUUUACGAUCCCUAUCAUAUCAGAUCCAGAGAUUACACGCAAGUAAAUGUAAAAUGUAUGCUUUAUUUAAUUCUUUACAAUGUUUUGUUCUCUUUUAAUCACAUUAACACAAGAGAUAUUCACAAUCAUAAUUUUUUUAUUUAUAAUAUCCUUAAAACACUCGCCGCAUUCUAGACAUUUUGGGAAAAGAGAGAGUGGUGGUCUGAAGCUACGUUCAGCGAUUGGUCAGUAUCAUGCUCGGUUAUAAUAAUUUACAAUAAAGAGAUACAUCUCAGAAACGCAUCAUCGACUAAAAAUAGAGAUACGGCACGAACGUAAGGGCUACUUGGUGUUCGGUGAUAUCCAAGUAACGCUCUAAAUAAAAAAAAAAAAA